This is a messenger RNA of Symbiodinium sp. CCMP2456, 1242 nucleotides long. Lineage: Eukaryota; Dinophyceae; Suessiales; Symbiodiniaceae. The record is from the annotation of a GenBank genome assembly.
AUGAAACACAUCCUUGGCUCCGCGUGCCAAAAUCUGCACUGGCGAGGACAGAGAGUUUUUCCCUUCGCAUUACGUGGACAGCGCACUCUUACAUCGAGUUUCACCGACGAUCACGUUGCCGUGCUUACAACAGGCGAACACCAGCCUCCCAUCGCCAUGAACUGCCAGCGCUUGAAAGAUUUGGUAGAGGAUGCUCGGAGCCGGCCCACGCGACGACAUCAAAAGUUUGGGUUGUCGAAAUCUGCAAAGGGCUACCAGUACAGAUCGACUUUGCGUGGCUGGAGUACUAUAGUGGCAGCCGCGGCAUGUCGAAGAGACCGUGAGAAGGGCAGGCAAUCCAACAUAGACAUGCACCACCUGCUUGACCUCGUGCUUGAGCAGGGAGGUCUGUGUGCAUAUUCCGGCAUACCCAUGGAGCUACUGAAACCUAACUCGCAUUGGCGAGCUUCAAUCGAGAGAAUCGACACCAAUCAAGGAUACCGUAGAGGGAACUGCUGUCUGAUUGCGGCUGAGUUUAACUCGGCUGUUCACAACGCCUCUCAUGAAGCUGGCACUUCUUCCGGGUCUGCGCAGUGGUCGAAACAGAAAGUCGGGGAGGUUGCACGCAUCCGGACGGAGGAUAUGCCGCCACAGCUGCUGCAGGAAGCCAUCGCUGUUGCAAAACUCCGUCCCGGUUCAGGUGGGAAACCCGCAUUCGCAGGAGAUCGAGGACCGGAUGCAGAGCGUAAGUGGAGAUGUACACGCUGCGAGCUCUGGAAGCAUGAGGAGCAGUUUUACAAGCAAGCCUCGAGAAUUAAUGUUGUGAAACCCCUGGCCUGGUGCAAGCAAUGCUACCUGGACUCGCAGUCCAUUAGGCGAAAGACCCUGCGUGGUCAUGGGAUGCAUCUUCUCUCUGUGGCACGCCAUAGAGCUGCUGCAAAAGCAGCCGCUUGGCAUGGCACCUUCAAGCUUGACUGGGACGAUCUUCUUCAGAUGCUAUGGCUCCAAGGAGGGCGCUGCUACUACUCAGGCGUUCCUUUGUGUUGUGCAGCUGGUCCUGCUGAUUGGGUCUGGUCGAUCGAGCGCUUGGACAACUCCGUAACAUAUACCAGAGAGAAUUGCGUGCUGAUUGCGCAAGAGUUUCAGACAUCUGACUACAGUCGCAACAGUGCGAAGUAUCCAGUUUUUGGCACGGCUCAGUGGUCACGCAGCAAGGCCAGCCACAUAUGGGGACCUUAUGUGCUAAAAAAUACUGUUAACUAA